GACGGAACUGCUGCUAGCAUGUUAGCAUAGUUAGCACUAGAUACACCAUUGGAGUGUUCUCGGUGGCAUGCGCAGCGCCAUUUCAUGCUGGUUUGCGAUUUUGGAUUACGGAGACCGUAUUUGGAUUACGGUGAAAGUAAAGUGGGUGCACCAUGGUCAAAAUAUUCAUUGGCAACUUGUCACCAGACACCACAACAGAAGAGCUACGCUCCCUUUUCUCCCAAUAUGGCAAGAUCUCGGAGUGUGAUAUCGUCAAGAACUUUGGCUUUGUCCACAUGGAUGACAAGGCCGAGGCAGAUGAAGCCAUCCGUAACCUCCACCACUAUGAACUGAAUGGGCAGGCUAUGAACGUUGAGCUCAGCCGUGGCAAGCCCAAAGCCUCCACCAAGCUACAUGUAGGCAACAUCGGCUGCACCAACCAAGAACUUCGGGCGAGGUUUGAGGAGUACGGCCCUGUGGUGGAGUGUGACAUAGUGAAGGACUACGCCUUUGUGCACAUGGAGCGUGUGGAGGAUGCUAUGGAGGCCAUCAGUAAUCUGGAUAACACAGCCUUCCAAGGCAAACUGAUGAGCGUGAAGCUUUCGACUAGCCGCCUGCGUACUGCGCCGGGAAUGGGAGAAAGGACGGGUUGUUAUCGGUGCGGGCAGGAAGGUCACUGGUCCAAAGAAUGCCCGUUAGACCAAAACGGGAACUACAGAAACGGUUCAGAGUCAAACUCGGACGGAUACGGUGCCCCCAGGUUCGGUGGGGGGGGGGGUCGCGGCCGGGGUCACCAAGGUUUCGCAGGCAGCUACGCUCCCGUGCACGGUUUUGCCAGGGGUUAUGGCAGCGGUGGUGGUAUGCCCGGGUAUGCCCGGGGCGUGGGCUACGAGAGCGCUAUGAGUUACGGGGUUCCACCAAGUUACAGCAUGAGUGCAGCUGCUGCGGCAGAACAUAGCAUGGCCCGGAUGUACAGCGGCGAGGCCGCGUUUGGGGCCAGCAGCUCAAACUACGGCGUGGUGCCUGCAUACCCGGUGCGACGGCCGUCGUACGAGGACCGGGAUCCAUACGGUGUGGUGGACUUCUAUGAGAAGUACCGGGCUCGCCCUUACGGGGGCAGUUAUUUCGAGGAGCGUCGUUCUGUCCCCUUAGGCACCCAGCUUCCCUCCUCCUCGGCCAUAAUGAGGGAGCGCCCGCCGCCCUCUGGCCUCGACCCAUACGAGCGCCGUCCCCUUCCUCCUCCACCUGCCCCUGCGUCCUCAUACUACGCACGUGACCGAAGCCCCAUUCGGAGAAUCCCUGCUGACGCUGAGGGCUACGGGUUCGAGCGUUCACGCCUUUCCCCGGUUUCCGCCCUUCCUAGGAGCUCGGCUUACGAUGUCCCGCGGGAUCCCUACGGCCAGCGUGCGCGCUUUGCUUACUAACUUUACUUCCACACCUGCCAGGUGAGAGAUGACUGGCCGUCCAAGGUUAGGGCUGUGCUCUGCUGUCUCAUGGGACUCGCAUUGCAAUUUGAACACCAAGGUCCAGUUUCCCAGUCAUGGAUUAAGCCUAGUCCGAAAGUCAGAGAAAAAUUUAAUGAACAUCUCCGUUGAUUUCUUUUUUGUCUAGGUCUAAGCUUAAUCCAUGUCUGGUAAACUGGGCCCAAGUGUUUAAUAACUUGGUUGGCUAGAUAACAUUUAGAUUAAGGAGAAGGCGUGGGAAAUGGGAAAAAGCUCAUCUCUAGUCACAUUGAGAAAAGUAAAGCAUGCCCAACAGUAGCUUUCAAAUGAGACUGUUGAUGGAUGACAUUGUUACUUUGGUAUGCUCUCUUUGCAGGUGAUACUUCAUCAUGCGCGACAGACUCGGUUCCGUCGGCCAUCUUUUAAUCCUUGCGAUGCGUUUCGGCUUUGGCGCGAUCGAUGGACUAUUUAGCAUUAAUGCCACUGUAUGUUGCCUCACUACCCGGCAUCUGUAUCAUGUUUCAGCUUAUACUUAAGUUGCAUUUUCAUGUAUUUCCCCACUGAAUGUGCUUAAACACUGUUUAGUUUCAAUGUAGGUCUAGCAGAUGUUUUCACUUUAAGGUAUCAGAUUCAGUGUUACAAAUUUAUUUCCUGGCUCAUCAUUUUUGCCUUUUUAAGAGACCAUAUUCAACUAUCACAGUUUGUGACUUAAAAUUAAAGUAUAUUAACAUGAUAUAAUUAUGAAUUGCACAUAGACCCACCAUGGAUGAACAUAAACCUUUGUGUGAAUCACACAAUGAGUGAUGUAUGUGGGUAGAAACCAAGGUCUCUCAACCUCCCAUAAUUAUUUUCCAGAAUAUCAAGAAACACAAUAGAAUUGGCGCAAUGAAUAAGACAAUACAUCUCACUCCAUGCAUUGUGCACUCCAAAGAUGGUUCUGUUAAUGUAAGAUUACACUAUCCAAGCUAUAUUUUUUUGCUUUUGAAUGUGAUAAAAUAUAACAUAACAAAUUACUCCUACAGGUUCACAACAUUUAUACAUAGGAUUGGGUGCAUCUGUACUGAACAGUUUUUGUCCUUUUCAGCUGAUUUAAAAUGUUUCUGUACAUUUGUUUUAAAUAAAAAAUAAA
Molecule: messenger RNA, 2550 nt
Organism: Osmerus eperlanus (European smelt)
Lineage: Eukaryota; Metazoa; Chordata; Actinopteri; Osmeriformes; Osmeridae
Gene: rbm4.1
Product: RNA binding motif protein 4.1
Exons: 3
Coding region: 153-1403 (416 amino acids)
Cellular component (GO): nucleus
Molecular function (GO): zinc ion binding; mRNA binding
Source: RefSeq, a predicted model, not a curated record